AUGUCUUCCUUUCUUGAAUUUACUUUCUUCCUUCACUUUUCUUUCUUUAAUUCUUUCUUUCUUUUACUCUCUUUCUUUUUUAUUCAUUCAUUCAUUCUUUCUUUCUUUCUUUCUUUCUUUCUUUCUUUCUUUCUUUCUUUCUUUCUUUCUUUCUUUCUUUCUUUCUUUCUUUCUUUUUCUUUCUUUCUUUUUUUUCUUUCUUUUUAUUUUCUUUCUUUCUUUUUCUUUCUUUAUUCUUCCUUGUUCUUUCUUUCUUGUUCUUCCGUUGUUUUCAUGUUUUUUCUUUCUUUCUUUCUUUCUUUCUUUCUUUCUUUCUUUCUCUUCCAUUGUUUUCUUGUUCUUCCAUUAAGGCAAAAAUACGGCAGGUUAAACCAGAUUUUAUUCGAAGAUGGCGUCUGUGUGUUUGCAUUCUUCCUGUUAUAUAUUUUUGGUAAAAUUUGGGAUCUAUCUAUCUAUCUAUCUAUCUAUCUAUCUAUCUAUUCAUCUGAACCUAAUGAUAUCUAUCUAUCUAUCUAUCUAUCUAUCUAUCUAUCUAUCUAUCUAUCUAUUAUCUAUCUCAACCUGCUGAUUAUCUAUCUAUCUAUCUAUCUAUCUAUCUAUCUAUCUCAAACCUAA
Messenger RNA from Acanthosepion pharaonis, 615 nucleotides. Lineage: Eukaryota; Metazoa; Mollusca; Cephalopoda; Sepiida; Sepiidae. The record is from the annotation of a GenBank genome assembly.